CACCAGCUACAUUCCAACGGUGUAUGAUGAGUAUUUUCUCCGACAUGGUAGAGAAAUUUUUAGAAGUUUUCAUGGAUGAUUUUUCUGUAUUUGGAACCAAUUUUGAGGAAUGUCUACACCAUUUGACACUUGUGGUAGAACGCUGCAAACAGAAAAACUUAGUUCUUAACUGGGAGAAGUGUCAUUUCAUGGUAGAAUCAGGUAUUGUUUUAGGACACAUUGUGUCACAAAGGGGAAUUGAGGUGGAUAAGGCCAAAGUAGAAUUAAUUGCUAAAUUGCCACCUCCCAAAACUGUUAGGGAAGUCAGAUCCUUUUUAGGGCAUGCGGGUUUUUACCGCCGCUUUAUCAAGGAUUUCAGUAAAUUGUCGAAACCCUUAUGCGAUUUGUUGGCGAAAGAUGCUACUUUUAAUUUUUUGCCAAUUUGUAUAACUGCUUUCGAAAGACUAAAGUCUGAACUAACUUCAGCACCCAUCAUAAGGAGUCCUGAUUGGAGUCGUCCUUUUGAAAUCAUGUGUGAUGCAUCUGAUUAUGCCAUAGGUGCUGUCUUAGGUCAGCGAGUAGAGAAGCUUCCCCAUGUUAUUCAUUAUGCAAAACAAAUGCCCAGCUCUUGGACCAAACAAGAGAAAUUUCGCUUCCUAGCUCGUGUAAAAUGGUAUUUUUGGGAUGAACCAUACCUGUUCAAAUACUGUCCUGAUCAAAUCAUCAGACGAUGCAUCCCUGAACACGAUCAAAGGAAUGUCCUUUUCUUUUCAUGUGACCGAUGUCAAAGACUAGGAAAAAUUUCAAGAAAAAAUGAGAUGCCCCUAAACCCAAUCUUAAUUAUAGAAAUCUUUGAUGUUUGGGGUAUUGAUUUUAUGGGUCCUUUUCCUAUGUCAUUUGGGCACCAGUACAUACUCCUAGCUGUUGACUAUGUAUCUAAGUGGAUUGAGGCUAUCGCGUGUAAGACCAAUGAUCACAAAGUAGUGAUCAAGUUUCUUAAGGAGUCUGUCUUCGCUCGCUUUGGCACACCUCGUGCUAUCAUUAGUGAUGGGGGGAAACAUUUUUGCAAUAGAAUUUUUAAAACCCUUGCUAGGAAGUACAACAUCACCCAUAAGGUCGGUACACCAUAUCAUCCACAAACGAGUGGACAAGUUGAGAUUUCCAACAGAGAAAUCAAGACCAUCCUUGAGAAAACUGUCAAUCCAUCUCGAAAGGAUUGGUCCCUUAGGUUAACAGAUGCAUUGUGGGCAUAUCGUACGGCCUACAAAACACCAAUUGGAAUGUCCCCAUACAGGAUUGUCUAUGGCAAGGCUUGCCAUUUACCUGUCGAGUUAGAACACAAGGCCUAUUGGGCAAUCAAACGCUUAAAUUUCGAUCUCGACAAGGCGGGAGAACAUAGAAAGCUUCAGCUCGACGAGCUUGAAGAAAUUAGGAACGAUGCUUACGAGUGUGUUAAGAAGUACAAGGAUCGCAUGAAAGUCAUGCAUGAUAAAAUGAUUACUCGUAAAGAGUUUUACCAAGGACAAAAAGUUCUCUUAUAUGAUUCUCGAUUACAUCUAUUCCCUGGAAAACUUAAAUUCCGCUGGACUGGCCCAUACACAGUAGAGAAAGUACACCCGCAUGGUGCAGUAGUAAUAUGCAAUACUAAAGAUGGUAGGUCAUUUCAAGUUAAUGGACAUCGUUUAAAACCAUACCUUGAAAUAAAAGCCGAACUGCAAGAAUUGAGGCAACUGACAGCUAAUCAACAGAUGAGAAUUACUGAAAUUGAAAAACACUUGAAAGAACAAGAAAAUUCUGUUCAAGGCUCUAUACAAGAACUGAAAGAAGAACACACUCAGCUUACUGGCUUUAUCUCUGCUCUAAACAGCAAGAUUGAGAAGUUGAUGAAAGAGCAAAAAGAAGAUCAGUCUGGAUCUUCAUCUUCAAAAUCUUAA
Messenger RNA from Phoenix dactylifera (date palm), 1913 nucleotides. Lineage: Eukaryota; Viridiplantae; Streptophyta; Magnoliopsida; Arecales; Arecaceae. The record is from RefSeq and is a predicted model, not a curated record.